Molecule: messenger RNA, 1509 nt
Organism: Suricata suricatta (meerkat)
Lineage: Eukaryota; Metazoa; Chordata; Mammalia; Carnivora; Herpestidae
Gene: CD8B
Product: CD8b molecule
Exons: 7
Coding region: 155-793 (212 amino acids)
Biological process (GO): regulation of immune response
Cellular component (GO): cell surface
Molecular function (GO): MHC class I protein binding; coreceptor activity
Source: RefSeq, a predicted model, not a curated record
CCCAGCCAGGACUGUCUCCGCAGAGCCCCGCCGGGACCAGGUGUCCCGGGCUCGCCAAGAUGCAGCCGGGGCUCUGGCUCCUCCUGGCCGCGCAGCUGGCAGAUGUCAGUGACCCCAAAACACUGAAGACGCUCUACUCUGCUGAAAAGGCAGUAUGGUGUUUGGGGAGAAAAGAGAAGUGCCAGCAGGCACUUGGGCCCCAGCUCUCCAUGGCAGCUUGGUACUCCAGCAGACUCCUGAGUCUGAAAUGGUUCAGACCAACAAAAUGGUGGUAAUGUCCUGUGAAGCCAAAACCUCCCCCAGCAGCACGCGCAUCUACUGGCUGAGGCAGCGCCAGGCUCCGAGCCCAGACAGUUGCUACGAGUACCUGGCCUUCUGGGAUCCCACCAAAGGGGCUGUGUAUAGCCAGGAAGUGGAGCAAAAGAAGCUAAUCGUGUUUCCGGACAGAACCCGGUCCAUUCUCAACCUCACAAGUGUGAAGCCUGAAGACAGCGGCGUCUACUUCUGCAUGACCAUUGGGUCCCCCCAGCUGACCUUCGGGAGGGGAACUCGGCUGAGUGUGGUUGAUGUCCUUCCCACCACUGCUCAGCCCACCAAGAAGCCCACCUCCAAGAAGAAAAUGUGCCGGCCCUCAAGCCUGGAGACUCAGAAGGGCCCAGCCUGCAGCCUCCUCGCCCUCGGCCUGCUGGUGGCUGGAGUCCUUGUUCUGCUGGUGUCCUUGGGUGUGGCCAUCCACCUACAAUGCCUGCAGAGGAGAGCCCGGCUUCGCCUCCUGAAACAGUUUUAUAAAUGAGCAGAAAAUAUGCUUUUGGUGUCCUGCUACAAAAAGACGUUGGUCAGUAAUGAGUGAUCUCUGGAAAAAUGAGAGAGAAGGGACACGCUCAACUCACUCAACUGUGGAAAUUUCACUGACCUGCUGAAGUUGCCUGCUUUUAACUACUGCAAGUUCUUUCUGUGGGCCUCGCGUGUGGGAGCAACUUGUGAGUUGGUCAUCAGGAAUCACAGAGAGAAGUCUUCAGAGCCCCGGACAUUCCUGCAACUUCCCGCAAAUGAGUAAGAAAUGCUGCCAUGACACCACUCCCAGCUCCUGUACCCACCCUGGGCUGGGCUGGGACCCUUGGGUCAGGCCACCUACUCGCAGGUUGCUUUGCCCUGGUAGGGCAGCGACACGGGGUCCCGAGUCUCUCAUGGGAUGGUGCUCGGGUGGCUCUUCCUUGCCCAGGCGGCGGUGACUGUCCUCACUGAGAGCCCCAGAGACAAGAUCAUGCUCAGAAAGGUGCUUUCUGUGAAGGGCUGAUCUGAUGCCCAAAAUCACUUUCAGUCUCCAAGGAAAGCUAGAGUUUGGGGCCAGAACUUGUGGUUUGGGACCCAGAGGUCACUUAAUCUCCUAUUAGGAAGUUCCUCGGUUUUCACUUCUGCCCUCUCAUGGCUUGUAUAUUUCUUCUCUCACUUUCUGUUCCUUUUAUGAAAAUGUCUUGGUUGUAAAAAUAAAAUCCUGAAUAAAAGAUG